Molecule: messenger RNA, 1010 nt
Organism: Heteronotia binoei (common prickly gecko)
Lineage: Eukaryota; Metazoa; Chordata; Lepidosauria; Squamata; Gekkonidae
Product: glutathione S-transferase theta-3-like
Exons: 5
Coding region: 59-961 (300 amino acids)
Biological process (GO): glutathione metabolic process
Cellular component (GO): cytoplasm
Molecular function (GO): glutathione transferase activity
Source: RefSeq, a predicted model, not a curated record
AAACCCAAGCUUCUCUGUGAAAUUUCACCACUACAAUCCCUAGGAAAACGAGCUUCACAUGAUUGUUGAUGGGGGGAGGUGGAAGAAGAGAAUAGAGUCCAAGGUUCAUGAUUGGUCCGAAGCAACAGUAGUUGGGCUGGCCAAGUUACAGGAGGUGCUGCAGAGACCAGUGUCCUGGACUUUAGAAAGCUUUUCUCAUCUUUGCUUGCUUUUUGCUCCUGUACCUGUUGCAAUGAGCCUGGAGCUUUACUUGGAUCUAAUCUCUCAGCCUUGCCGAUCUGUCUACAUCUUUGCCAAGAAAAAUGGCAUUCCUUUUGAGUUCAAGCGUGUGCUGUUAUUCAAAGGGCAACACAAGGCUGAAGAGUUUGGCAAGGUGAACAUCCUCAGGAAAGUGCCAGCUCUGAAAGAUGGUGACUUCACCUUGGCAGAGAGCAUUGCUAUCCUUUUGUACCUAACAAGGAAAUUCAAAACCCCAGAUCACUGGUACCCCUCUGAUCUGCAGAAACGAGCCCGUGUGGAUGAGUAUUUGUCUUGGCAGCACAUGGCCAUUCGUUUGUGUGGAACCAAAGUGUUCCUGAUCAAGGCUUUAGCACCCAUUUUUUUGGAUGAGCCACUUCCACCUGCCAAGUUAAAUGGUGCUCUUGAAGAUCUGAAUGGAGUUCUAAAGCAGUUUGAAGAGAAAUUCCUCCAGGACAGGCCGUUCAUCGUAGGCAAUGAGAUGUCUUUGGCAGACCUGGUGGCCAUUGUGGAACUCAUGCAGCCUGUAGGAAGUGGUUGUGAUGUCUUUGAAGGAAGGCCCAAGAUGGCAGCAUGGCGCCACCGAGUAGAAGAAGCCAUUGGCAAGGACCUUUUCCUGGAAGCCCACGAGCCACUCUUAAAGCCCAAGGAUGUGACUGCAGAGAAUCUCCCUCCUGAAGUAAAGGAGCAGCUGAAGCAAAAUCUGCUAAAGUAUCUGAAAUGAAGCCCCAGGAGGGGCAACUCUCUCAAUAAAGCACUUGGUCUUCUCUGUA